Bacidia gigantensis is the source of this 468-nucleotide messenger RNA. RefSeq lists its product as uncharacterized. The transcript has 2 exons. Lineage: Eukaryota; Fungi; Ascomycota; Lecanoromycetes; Lecanorales; Ramalinaceae. Bases 1 to 468 code for a protein of 155 amino acids. The record is from RefSeq and is a predicted model, not a curated record.
AUGCCAAGCGUCGCGUUUCUGAUGGCGAACUAUGGCCACGAUCCAACGGCUCCCAAAGAGGCUUGUGAUCUUUACGCUCAAAUGAAAAAAGAGAUGGAGUCUAUGAGCAUCCUAUCGUGGUCUGAUGACAGCUUCUCCUUGCUACCAUAUGACCUCGUCUUUCUGCCCGGCGGUCACGAAAAGGGUGUCGUACAAGUCAUCAAUUCUCCAACCGUCCACAAGUUGAUCGCAGACUACUUUCCCCAAACCAAGAAACCAUCCAAGAAGUGCUGUGCUGCGAUAUGUCACGGCGUCAUGGUACUAUCAGAGUCAUCUUUGUCCAGUGGCAAGAGCGUCAUACACGAUGUGACCACUACAGCUCUGCCUGGCACAAUGGAACAAUCGAUAUUCUGGGCGACGAGAAUGUUCCUCGGUGAUUAUUACAAGACUUACGGCGCUGGCUCGGAGAGCGUAGAGAGAAGCGUUUAG